Messenger RNA from Ipomoea nil (Japanese morning glory), 1461 nucleotides. Its product is annotated as vegetative cell wall protein gp1-like. NCBI's taxonomy places the organism in Eukaryota, Viridiplantae, Streptophyta, Magnoliopsida, Solanales, Convolvulaceae. The coding region runs from base 182 to 1306 and encodes 374 amino acids. The record is from RefSeq and is a predicted model, not a curated record. The transcript has 2 exons.
CUGUGUUUUAUUUCCUUUUGUCUCCUUUUGUUUAAUUUUCAUUGUUGUGUUCUGUAUGCAAUUCACUGGUCUCUGCAUGACCCGGAUGAUAAACACUGGUUCAUAGCUCUAUAAAUCUGUGGUUGAAUCCAUAUAUAUGCAGGUUCAUAAGGAUUGAUUAUCUUAGUCAAAUAAUAUUACAAUGAUUUCCAUUUCAAGAGUGUUUUGCCUGUGGGUUGUGUUCUUUCUGGGUUCAAUCUUAUCGUAUGGUGUUUCAGAAGCAAGACAUCAUCGUCCUUCUGCAGUUGUUGUUGGCACUGUCUUCUGCCAUACCUGCUUCCACCAGAGUUUCUCCGACGCUAGCCGCUUCAUUUCAGGUGCGGCUGUUGCGGUUGAAUGUGGAGGUGAAGGGCGGCAGAGUUUUCGCGAGGAAGUGAAGACGGAUGGUCGGGGAGAAUUUAAGGUGAAUCUUCCGUUUUCUGUUGCUAGGGGUGAGAAGAAAAUCAGGGGAUGUUCUGUUCGGGUGAUUAGCAGCGGCGAGCCGUCGUGUGCGGUGGCGUCUGCGGCGGCUACGUCUUCUAUACGCCUUAAGGAAAGGAAGGGAGGGAGUGAUGUUUUCUCGGCCGGGGUUUUCACUUUCAGGCCUCUUAAACAGCCGGAGCUCUGUAACCAGAAGAUUCUAGACCCGCCGGCGUCAAAUCUGCCACUCACUCCGAUUCCGGGUGUGCCGCAGCUGCCGGUGCCGCCGCUUGGUCCCGGAAUCCCGUUGGUUCCGCCGGUAUCAAAUCUACCGCUGCCUCCCAUUCCGGGGAUCCCUGGUGUGCCGCCGCUUGGUCCCCUGAUUCCGUUGAUCCCACCCGCGGCGCCCCGGGAGGUGAAAGAACAGCAAGUGGAACCUAGUAUUUUACCGCCAUUUGGCAUUCUGCCGCCAAACCCAUUACUGCCGCCGCCUUCUUUACUUCCUCCCAACCCAUUUUUCCCGCCGCCUUCCAUAAUCCCUCCGAUUAUCCCUUCUCCGCCGCCGUCCAUCUUCCCUCCGCUCUUCCCUUCCCCGCCGCCUUCAAUAUUUCCACCGAUUCUCCCAUCGCCUCCCUCGCCACCGCCUUCAAUAUUCCCGCCGCUUUUCCCGUCGCCGCCCUCUCCGCCACCUUCAAUAUUCCCUCCAUUCCCACGCCCAAUCUUUCCACCCAUCCCAGGCCUCACCCCCUCUCCUCCCCCGCCGCCGCCGUCUCCAUUCUUCCCAUUUCCUUUCCCUCCGUUCCCAUUCCAACCCUCACCCGGCACUCCCCCUCCGGAAGUCAUAUCUUCUGCUCAGAAGAAUCCAUAGUUUUUAGUACAAACAUUACAUACAUAAUACUCCGUAUUAUAUUACCGUUCUUUUGUCAUUUGUUUUAGGAUUCUCUGUUUUGUAAUUAUACGAUGGUAUUGCCUUGUCUGUUACACGUAAUGUUGUUGGAAUAAAGCUAAAACUUUGUAGAAAAA